This is a messenger RNA of Heterobilharzia americana, 1896 nucleotides long. Lineage: Eukaryota; Metazoa; Platyhelminthes; Trematoda; Strigeidida; Schistosomatidae. The record is from the annotation of a GenBank genome assembly.
GACUGAUCCGCAAAAGUCGAAAGGCACGUUACCUUUAUGUCCAGACAUAAUGACCGAAGAGAAAUCAGCUGGUUUUCACUUACCGGAUAUAUGGGAUGAUGAUGAUGCGAUGUUUUCAUUGAUGCAGCCCAUUCGAAGAUCAAAGAUUAUAGAUCCAGUCGGUUAUAACGCUAAAAUUACGUUUUGGCGAAGGAUCUUAAUAUCAUAUGCAAAAAGUCAAAACGCAUUUGUUGUUUGUAAACAGUCACUUCAGAAACUGUUUACUCGACAUUUUCCCGUCGAAGGCGUGGAUUUAUUUCCCCAGUCACUCGGAGAAGUUAUCUCUGAUAUGGUAUCAGAAGGCUUACUGGAAACAAUCACUCCUCCUAGGAGUAUUCUAGGAAAUAUUUUCACGGUAUUUUCAUACGCGGUGCAGCAACCAAUAUCAUGGGCGUAUCAUUACUUCAAUGGUCAACACUUAUCCAAUGCAACAGAAUCUGAUGUAUCAAACCAACAGUUUGUAUUUAGUCAGUUUGCUGAAACUUCUGCUGUGGAAUUUUUGUCUUGGUUCCAUAAAAAUUAUCAUGACCAGAGAUUGUUACCGCAUUCGCCUGUUUAUGAACUAGACCUUUUCAACUCAGCCUUAUCAUCAUUUUACUCACAUACUGCUACUCGUGAAUAUAUAUGGGACUUAAUGAACAGUACUAAGCAUUGCGUCUCCGUGGAAAUCACUUCUACUUCCAACUCCCAACUGAUCAAGAUUAUUCGUGUUAGCGACAAUAUAAAUGCCCGACCAACCAAGCCAUCUGAUUCUGAAGCUGCCAAAACAGAGUUAUCUGCGUUAAAUGGGAUAGUUCAGCUUAAAUCUACAAUUAAGCAAUUAGAAAAUGAGGAGAAAAGAUUAGAGACAACAAUUGAUCAGCGUCGUGAUCAGAUCAAGUCUCUAUUACUAAACAAAAAGAAUUCAGAAGCGAAGUCUUUGUUAAGGCGUACAAAAGUAAUCGAAAAAUCUCUGGAACAGAAACAGAUUCAGCUUAACAAUCUUGAGACAAUGUUACUUGACCUAGAAUCAGCGACGGAAAACAGAAACAUUGUACGCGUUUUGAGUAGUGUAAAUGAAGCACUGAAACACGCUGUAGGUGGAUCUGAUGCUUUAAGUAAAGCGGAAGGGAUCGUAUAUGAUGUAAUGGAUAGAAUUCAUGAAAGUCAAGAUAUAUCAGACGCCUUCGCUUCUUUAGGACGUAAUUCUCUUGGUUUAGAAGAAACAAAUGAUUUGGAGCAUGAACUUGAAGAAUUCCUUGAUACUUCAAAGAAAUCUUUGUCUUCAGCAGAAAUACAUCCCAGUUAUGAUGAUUUAGAAGCUGAACUUGCUUCUCUGACAUUAGAAAAAGAUAAAGAAGUACCAGUAUCAGAUCAAGGUUUACUUCCCUCUAAACAGAAGCCUAUUUUACUUAAUGAAUGAAGCAUAUCAUAUAACUAACUUAUUUUAUCUUCACCCUUGAGCUUUCAACCCUCCUAAAUUUUGGCGUAACAAGAUGAAUACUAGUUAAGAGUUCAUAAUUGUCUUUAACUUGAGGUUUUUGUUUUCAUCAUUGUAAAUUUAAUUGUCUUCCUUGUUUUCUCGUCAAAUCACAGCCUUUCAUAAUAACUGACUUCAUUUCAUUGAAAUGAUUACAUAACAGGUGUUAAAUGUCACUUCCUUUGAAUUCAAGAGUUCUGUCCACGUAGCAAUAAAUUUUCUGGGUAACUAGUUAUUUGAACAGUGCUCAUCUUUCUUUUUACUCUUUUUCUUUACAGUAAAGGCGUACCUAUAUAUAUCACUCUACAACGUGGAGACAUGGUUCUCUGUAUAUCUUCCUACAUCUCCUGGAUAUGCUUUAACUCCUUCGGGUAUAUGUACUUUACAGUAGAAAAAAG